This is a messenger RNA of Apus apus (common swift), 885 nucleotides long. RefSeq names its product prolactin-releasing peptide-like. The record is from RefSeq and is a predicted model, not a curated record. The transcript is spliced from 2 exons. Gene Ontology annotation, molecular function: hormone activity. Bases 1 to 429 code for a protein of 142 amino acids. NCBI's taxonomy places the organism in Eukaryota, Metazoa, Chordata, Aves, Apodiformes, Apodidae.
AUGCUGCUACAGUUGACACCUUCCUCCAUCUUGAGAGCUUUAACUCAUGUGUGUUCCCCAUGUUCACUUUCCUCCUCACAGCAUUUCCACCACCGUUCCACCAUGUGGCAUCCGAUCUCAUGGACACCACGUGCCCAGUGGUCACCCAGGCACUUAAAGCUGGUCACUGUCUAUGUGCUGGUGCUCUUGGUGUCACUCAGCUUCGCUUCAGGACAGAGCAGGCCAUUUAAACAUCAGAUAGACAACAGAAGUCCUGAGAUUGAUCCUUUUUGGUAUGUGGGCCGUGGUGUUCGCCCCAUCGGUCGGUUUGGAAAGAGGCAGCUGAGAAGCAGCCACAGCAGCCUGAGGCCUGUGAGCAAGCACCUGGAUUUCAUCUUGAAUGCUUUGUGGGAGCAAAAAGUGUCAGAGACAGAAGACAAUGACUGGUGAUCCCCGCUUCCCGAGGUGGUGACCCAACCUCUGCUCUUUUUGUUUUGCCCUUCCCUGCACCUCAGACUGCCAGUUCUGCUUUUGCCUAGAAACCCCAUGCUGCUCUUACUUCUGGUCCUUGUGCAAGUUCCUUCAAAAAGAUACUUAUACAGGGUGCAGGCAAAAGACAAUGCAUGGACACUAGUGCUAAGUGCAACUAUAGCUUAGAAAAAUGCUUCUCUGUUCCCACCAAUUCCUUGAUGAUGUUCACUGUAAUGUUAAGUUUAUUCCAAACCUGCACAGCUUUUCUGCUGGGAUUUAAACUCUGCAGUGUUAAGCAUAUCACAAAGCCUUCCUGUCACAUUUCAAAAUCAAUGGCUGUUGGUAUGUAAAAAUAAAAAGCAAUGGUUGGAAGAAAAAGGCUCUCAUGAAUUGUUAAUGUAUCUGCAUUAAUGGCAUGAAAUACUGGUGCUCUGU